Arabidopsis arenosa is the source of this 611-nucleotide messenger RNA. The record is from the annotation of a GenBank genome assembly. Lineage: Eukaryota; Viridiplantae; Streptophyta; Magnoliopsida; Brassicales; Brassicaceae.
AAACAAAUGACCCAAGAAAUCCGUUAACUAAUUUUGAAUAGCUCGGAAGCAUCUAUCUAUCAAUGGAGGAGAGCGGCAACAAUGGCGGCGUGAGCGUUAUUUCUCGAGUGAAGCUCGAUCAGGUUGCCACAUGGGUUGUCUCCGCCUUCUUUACCUCUCUUGAACGCUGCGCUUGCCUCAAUCUCUCCACCACCGAUCUCGACGACGAUGACGAGGCUAAGGAUCUUCCUCUCGUCGUCUCCGCUGCUCCCCAUCCCUCCGAAGACAUUGUGUAACUGUCAGUACUCUCCAAUUCCAAUUCCAUUAUUCUCUAAGUUUCGUUAGGAAUGGGUUUAUUCAUUGCUAAUAUAAAUCUGUUGACCUUUUUUGGUUUUGUAACGAAUAAUGUUGUUAUUGAUGAUGAGAAAGGAAUUUUGGAUGCUUUUGAUCCUAAUCUGCAUUUCGUCUUCUUCUGUGUGUUUCUUGAUCAAGAACUUAAAAAGCUUAGGCAUGUAUGUAUCUCCCAAAUCGUUUCAAGAUGAUGAUCUUGAAAUUCCAAAAGUAGUCACCUUUUUGUGCAUAUAAACAUAGUUAAAUAGUUUCCAAGAUUGAAAUAAACAGCCUCUGAUUAC